Messenger RNA from Stegostoma tigrinum, 855 nucleotides. Its product is annotated as serine/arginine repetitive matrix protein 1-like. The record is from RefSeq and is a predicted model, not a curated record. The coding region runs from base 1 to 855 and encodes 284 amino acids. The transcript is spliced from 2 exons. NCBI's taxonomy places the organism in Eukaryota, Metazoa, Chordata, Chondrichthyes, Orectolobiformes, Stegostomatidae.
AUGGAGUUGGCUGUUCCCCCUGUACAUGUCCCAUCAACCCCUGUGGCCAUGGGUCCUAGAGAACCCUGGGUUUGGGUCACCCCCUGUUUUCAGACACAACGCCAGGGUCCGCUUGAAAGCCACACCAGACCGAGACCGCAGCACCAGGCCGAGACCACCACACCAGGCCAAGACCACCACACCAGGCCGAGGCCGUCGCACCAGGCCGAGACCGCCGCACCAGGCCGAGACCGCAGCACCAGGCCGAGACCGCAGCACCAGGCCGAGACCACCACACCAGGCCAAGACUGUCAUACCAGGCCGAUAUCGUGGCACCAGGCCGAGACCGCCGCACCAGGCCGAGACCAUCACACCAGGCCAAGACCGCUGCACCAGGCCGAGACCACCACACCAGGCCAAGACUGCUGCACCAGGCCGAGACCGCCACACCAGGCCAAGACUGCCGCACCAAGCCGAGACCGCCACACCAGGCCGAGACCGCCGCACCAGGCCGACACUGCCGCACCAGGCCGAGUCCGCCGCAUCAGGCCGAGACCACUAAACCAGGCCGAGACCUCCGCACCAGGCCGAGACCGCCGCACCAGGCCGAGACCGCCACACCAAGCCGAGACCGCCACACCAGGCCGAGACCGUCACACCAGGCUGAGACCAAUAAACCAGGCCGAGACCACCACGCCAGGCCGAGACCACCACGCCAGGCCGAGACCGUCACACCAGGCUGAGACCACCACACCAGGCCGAGACCAUCACACCAGGCCGAGACCAUCACACCAGGCCGAGACAGCCACACCGGGCCGAGACCAUCACACCAGGCCGAGACCGCCGCACCAGGUUGAGACCGCCGCACCAGGUUGA